AUGAGUAGCAUAUUGGGUUCUAAAGACGAAAAAUUAGCUUAUCUAAAGACAGAGAUCGAAUCUGUGGGUUCAAGAAGAGAGGCAGAAGAUUUAGCCACAGAUUUUCAGCUAUAUAAUGAGGCUCUAGAAAUUGACACCGAUAAAAGCUCUGAAUCAAAAGUUCUAUUCAAAAUAGACCUUGUUUUAAUACCUAUUAUGUGUCUUAUGUAUACAAUGCAGCUGUUAGACAAAGGAUCUUUAAAUUAUGCUGCUGCUUAUACAUUGGAAGAAGAUUUGAAUUUAAUUGGACAGAGAUAUUCGUGGGUGGCUGCUAUAUUUAAUUUCGGAUACUUAUUUUGGGCAAUUCCAUCAAAUUACAUUAUUCAAAAAGUCCCUGUCGCCAAGUACACUGGCUGCACAUUGAUAAUCUGGUCAAUAAUUCUUAUUGCUCAUGUUGGUGCCAAAAAUUAUGGUGGAUUACUCGUACUAAGGUUUAUAUUAGGGAUGUUUGAAGCCGGUAUUUCACCAUCGUGUAUGAUGAUAUGUUCUCUCUUUUAUACGAGGCUGGAACAACCUUUAAGAAUAUGCUUGUUUUUAAGUUGUAAUGGGGUGGCAGCGAUGGUAGGAGGUCUUUUGGGAUAUGGCCUUGGUCAUGUCCAGAAUUCGCAUCUUAAAACUUGGCAGCUUAUCUUUCUUGUUUUUGGCUUUAUGAACCUUGCAGUUGGAAUUAUUGUAUUAGUAUUUUUACCUGAUUCACCUCGAAAUGCCCGAUUUUUAAACCUGGACGAAAGAGCGAUUGCAAUUGAAAGGGUAGCUAGGAAUAAUAUGGGUAUCAAGGAUAAGGAAUUCAAAAAAGCACAACUUAAAGAAAGUAUUUCUGAUGUUGCUGUUUGGCUAUUAUCUCUAGGGGGAUUCGCAUGUGGUGUAAUCAAUGGAGGCACUUCAAAUUUUGCUUCCGCUCUCUUCAAAGGCUUUGGGUUUUCUGGGAUCUAUGCUACUUUACUUCAAUUGCCUACUGGUGCUUUAGAAUUGGGCGUCGUUCUUGCUGCUGGAGUAAUUGCUUUAACCGUAAAGAAUACACGCUGCUUGAUGUACGUGUUGACUUGUAUUCCAGGAUUUGCUGGGUUAAUUAUUAUUCAUACGAUUCCUUUGAAAGAUAAAUGGACUUUGGUAGGAGGAACAUGGUUGCAGUUUAUAAUUGGUGGCCCCAUUGUCCUCUCUUGGGUUCUCUUAAGUGCUAAUAUUGCCGGCCAUACUAAGAGAACUAUUGCGAACGGUGUUUGGUUUACUUUCUAUGCUGCGGGAAAUAUAACGGGCCCUAAUUUAUUCUACACUUACGAGGCCCCAAAAUAUUAUAAAGCUAUUAUAGCCUUGAUGACGUGCUAUUCUGGACUUAUGUUAAUAGGUAUUGUAUACGCCGCAUUAUUGUGGUCUAGAAAUAACAAAAAAGAUAAAGAGUAUGGUGAGUUGACACCAGAAGCUGCAAAACAAGCUAUAAUUGAUGGGUUCAAAGAUUUAACAGAUAAAGAAAACAAAGGUUUUAGAUACCUACUUUAG
Molecule: messenger RNA, 1536 nt
Organism: Priceomyces carsonii
Lineage: Eukaryota; Fungi; Ascomycota; Pichiomycetes; Serinales; Debaryomycetaceae
Exons: 1
Coding region: 1-1536 (511 amino acids)
Biological process (GO): transmembrane transport
Cellular component (GO): membrane
Molecular function (GO): transmembrane transporter activity
Source: RefSeq, a predicted model, not a curated record